Molecule: messenger RNA, 531 nt
Organism: Temnothorax curvispinosus
Lineage: Eukaryota; Metazoa; Arthropoda; Insecta; Hymenoptera; Formicidae
Exons: 1
Coding region: 1-531 (176 amino acids)
Molecular function (GO): catalytic activity
Source: RefSeq, a predicted model, not a curated record
AUGCCUCCACCGAAAUUCCUCCAGGCCAACCUCAAUCGCAGCCCCGCUUCGCGGGAUGUGUUCUUACACACGAUGGCAGAGCGGGGAUGUGUCCUGGGGGUGGCCGCUGAGCUGGGCCGGGUGCCGCGGAACCACCCGUCGUGGGCGGUAAGCCGGUGCGGUUUGGUGGCCAUUACGUGGAGGCGGACCGACAAGCCCGUCGCCUGUUCUCGAGUUGAAGCGAGUGACGGGUUUGUCAUGGCGAAAUGGGGUCACGUGUACGUCGCGGGAGUCUACGUCUCCCCGAACGUGUGCGUGGCUGCAUUCGAGGAGGUACUGGAGGAUCUACGGGUCGUGCUAGAGAGGUUCCUGCCCUGUCAAGUCAUAGUGGCUGGGGAUUUCAAUGCCAUGUCGGUAUUGUGGGGCUCCCCGGCCACUGACAGAAGGGGCAGGAUCCUGGAGGAAUGGGCGGCGGGCCUAGGACUUGUGGUUCUCAAUACCGGGCACGUCCAGACCUGUGUGAGGCGGCAGGGGGGUUCAUCGUCGAUUUGA